GCGCCGGAGCCCCAGCGCCCCGGGCUGCCAAUGCCAGCUCGCCUCCCGUCAGCGAGCUGCGACGCGAGGGUCGCGGUGCGGGCCGGGGCCACGGCCCACACGAGCGGCUGCGGCUGCUGGGGCCGGUGAUCAUGGGCGUCGGCCUGUUCGUGUUCAUCUGCGCCAACACGCUUCUGUAUGAGAACCGAGACCUGGAGACGCGACGGCUCCGCCAGGGGGUGCUGCGGGCCCAGGCUCUGCGGCCCCCCGACGGCCCCGGCUGGGACUGCGCCCUCCUUCCCAGCCCGGGCCCCAGGACUCCCCGAGCCAUAGGCUGCGCAGAGCCGGAAAGUUGGGACCUGUCCCCGCGUCGGGGCACCUCACCCGUCCCGUCGGUGCGGAGUCUGCGUUCAGAGCCUGCUAAUCCUCGCCUGGGGUUACCCGCCCUGCUCAGCAGCUAUCCACUGAAGGGCCCGGGGCUGGCCCCACCCUGGGGUGCCCGAACCCAGACUGGCCACGUGAUCAUCACAGUUCAGCCCUCUGCCUCGUACAUCGAACAUUCCAAGUCUCUGGACCUGGGUCUUGGGGAGCUCCUCCUGGGGACCCCAGCCGCUCGUGACUGUGCUCACCGCAGCUGGCCACGACUGGACCGCCUCAGUCUGGGCGGGUAUGCCAAACUGGGGGGAAAGGGAGGCUUGGGGGCGCGGGUCUGAGGAGCAACGGGGGAACCUAGGAGGCUGCACCAUGGACCGUGGUAACAGGAGCAGAGGACCAAAAGUCCUAACGUCUGCUAGCUGUUUCAGUCGCAUCUCUGGCUGGGGUGGAUGCUCCGACCACAGCAGCUGCUAAGGCAUCCUGACAUGCAUGUGGGCGGAGAAGCCAGCUGCACUAGCGCUGGGUGAGCCAGAGAGGGAGUAUUGUAACGUGGAGUACGGAGAUCAGCGUGAAGUGGCCUCAGGAGUUUCUUUAGCCUCCGUAUGUGCCUUAGCCCCGGACAGGCACCUGAGGGGGCUGGAGGCCCAGGCCAAGGAGACCGGAAGAUGACUCUGGUGUGUUGGCAAACCCGAAGUGGUGGGCAAGGACCUCUUAAUACUUGGAAGGUAGGCUGGGAUGUUUCAGGCCGGGUCAGGCUCCGGCCAGUGUGGCACUGGUGGCGGCGUACGGACCUCUGAGAAGAAAGAUGGGCGAUGGGUGGAGUCGAGCCCCUCCUCUGCCAUCUGGGAUGGGGACUGAGCCUUGAACUCCCACUGCCUCACACUCUUUCCUCCCUCAGCCCUGUGAGAUACCUCCCUUAGGGCUAACUACUGCCAACGCCUUCACAAGAGUCUGGCCCCCUCCCCAAACAGGUCUGAGAAGGCCGCCUUCUUACUUCAUCAUCGCCGAGGCUGCAAAAUCUCCCUCCAGCUCUCAGAAAUCCCUUUCCACAACAGUGAAGCUGCGUUUUUGGCCAGUGUGGUAGCUUACUUGACAAAAUGGUUCAGUUUAGGUUUCUCCCACCCGGGUUUAAUUUUCCCCAAGUUGCUGGUAGAACAGAAAUUUACAAGUGAAUCAGUCCUCACAAACUCAGCCUUUUUUUUUUUAAAGUUUAUUGGAAAAUGCAAUACAAGAAGCCAAGACCAAACACGUAUCUAAACACUACGACCACUUUCUUACUACAAAAAGCCAAAACAGCAGACCUAAUUAUUGCCUAUUUAAUCUAAGGAUUUUGCCAAUUUGAUUCUGCUGCUGUAGUUCCUAUUUUGUCGAGAAAUGUAAACAACUACUUUGUGUGAUUCAUAAUUUUUUUAAAAAUUUACAAAGCUCCUUCAUUUUUGUCACCAAAACAAUACAUUUGAGAGAUUUGUAAAAAUGAGCAGCCUGGGGCUGAGAUCCUGGGCAGAGAUUUCCCGAGAGCACCAAGGGGCUCUGGGCAGGCCAUAGCUCUGGCUCCCGUUCCCAGGGUGGCCUGGGGCGCUUCACCCUGAUGUUCUGUGUCCCCCAGAAUACAGUGGUGGCCCGGGGGAGGUGCGGUGAAGGUGCCUGGCGGGUCCCUGCAGUUAGGCUCCUGGAGCCCUUGGCUUGUGAAUGUAGGUCUUGCUGUGUGGGUAGGUGGCAGAGAUCUCACAUGGUUUGAAGGAAAUUUUUAUUUCUAAAGUAAAAAUAAAAUUGCAGCGAGAGUU
Messenger RNA from Chinchilla lanigera (long-tailed chinchilla), 2138 nucleotides. It is a transcript of the gene Tmem200b, whose product is annotated as transmembrane protein 200B. The record is from RefSeq and is a predicted model, not a curated record. Lineage: Eukaryota; Metazoa; Chordata; Mammalia; Rodentia; Chinchillidae.